CCAAACGCUUCACGGAUUCAAAUCGUUGCACCAAAAAGAAUCGUAUAUGCAAAACGUUGAUCUACUCUUUCUCUUGCUUGGCGCAGUGCUUGUACUCGCUAUGCAUGCUGGCUUUGCUUUUUUAGAGCUGGGAACAGUUCGCCAUAAAAAUCAAGUCAAUGCACUCAGUAAAAUCAUUACUGACUUUUCAAUCUCAGCAAUCGCCUACUUCUUUGUCGGUUACUACAUUGCCUAUGGACAACAUUUUUUUCAUACAGGUGCUACGCUUUCAACUGAGCAUGGCUACAAUUUGAUGCGUUGUUUUUUCCUUUUGACCUUUGCUGCAGCAAUUCCCGCCAUUGUUUCUGGCGGCAUUGCAGAACGUGCCAAAAUGCGUUCUCAAGCCAUUGCAACUCUGUUUAUAGUAGCGCUGGUUUAUCCUUUUUUUGAAGGGAUCGCAUGGAAUGGUAAUCUCGGCCUACAAAAGUGGUUAGCGGAUACGUUUGGCGCAAGCUUCCAUGAUUUUGCUGGCUCUGUUGUGGUCCAUGCAAUGGGCGGCUGGAUUGCGCUUGCAGCAGUGUUACUACUCGGUGCGCGUAAUGGACGUUAUAAAAAGGAUGGUCGCGUUAGUGCGCAUCCACCCUCUUCUAUUCCUUUCUUAGCGCUCGGUUCUUGGAUCUUAAUUGUUGGCUGGUUUGGCUUUAAUGUCAUGAGUGCUCAACGCUUAGAUGCAAUCUCAGGUUUAGUUGCAAUGAACUCACUCAUGGCAAUGGUAGGCGGUACGCUUUCUGCAAAUUUCUUUGGAAAAGAAGAUCCUGGCUUUUUACAUAAUGGCCCCUUAGCAGGCUUAGUGGCAAUCUGUGCAGGUUCUGAUGUUGUUCACCCAAUUGGCGCUUUAUUUAUUGGUAUCUGUGCAGGUUUUCUGUUUGUUAAACUGUUCACAUACACACAAAAUAAACUCAAGAUUGAUGAUGUACUCGGGGUUUGGCCAUUACAUGGCGUUUGUGGUGCAUUUGGUGGUAUUGCUGUGGGCAUAUUUGGUCAGCAGUGGUUGGGGGGAAUCGGCGGAGUAUCCUUGAUGUCUCAGCUUAUUGGUACCUCACUUGCCAUUUUACUGGCUUUAGCAGGUGGGUUUGCCGUAUACGGCAUACUUAAAGCCACU
Oppiella nova is the source of this 1141-nucleotide messenger RNA. The record is from the annotation of a GenBank genome assembly. Lineage: Eukaryota; Metazoa; Arthropoda; Arachnida; Sarcoptiformes; Oppiidae.